ACCACUCUGUAGUCUCUACCGAUCACACACGACGCUACUUUCUACUCUGUCUCUCUCUCUCCAGUUCCAGCUAGCCUUCACUGCGCCGCGCAGCAGGCAGCCCACAGCCACCACCCACACAAUGGCACCAACCAUUAGGCGCAUUGCCGUCGCGGCGGCGUUCCUGGCGAUGGCGGCGGUUCCGGCAGCGCUGGCGCAGGCGCCGGCCCCCGCGGCGACCCCGAGCGGGCCGCCGAACGUGACGGCGAUCCUGGAGAAGGCCGGGCAGUACACGACGUUCAUCCGGCUGAUGAAGUCGACGCAGCAGGACACGCAGCUCAACAGCCAGCUCAACAACUCCUUCAACGGCAACGGCUACACCGUGUUCGCGCCCACCGACAACGCCUUCAACAACCUCAAGCCCGGCACGCUCAACUCCCUCACCCAGCAGCAGCAGGUCUCGCUCGUCCAGGGCCACGUCCUCCCCCAGUUCUACACCUUCGACUCCUUCGAGACCGCCAGCAACCCCGUCCGCACCCAGGCCUCGGGGCGCGACGGGCCCUACACGCUCAACAUCACCGCCAACACCAACAACCAGCUCAACGUCUCCACCGGCGUCGUCGACGUCACCGUCAACAACGCACUCAGCGCCGUCAAGCCGCUCGCCGUCUACUCCGUCGACAAGGUGCUCCUACCCUUCGAGCUGUUCGGGGCCAAGGCCCCUGCCGCAGCGCCCACCGCGUCGGAAGGGAAGCCCAAGAAGGGCGGCUCCUCCGCCGCUGCCUCCGGGCCGGCCGGCUCGGACGAUUCCGCGCCCACGGGCGCCGCCAGCGCGAGAGCCGUCGGCUGGAGCAUUGCUGGCCUCGCUGCCGUCCUUGGCUACCUGUUGUGAGACCGAGAUCCAUACGGACGAGUUGACGAUCGGCCAUGUCCAUGCAUGGAUUUGAUGGGUGGCUCCUCUGUCGGAGAUUGUUGGUGGCGGUGUUUUCUUCCCCUUCUUUCUUCCUACUAGUUUGUUCUUCGUACUCUUGCUCUUGGUGGUGUGUAAGAUUGGGUGAUGUCAUUGAAUUUAUGUGUUUGAGGCUGUUGAUAAUGCAUUGCUACUUUUGAGUCA
Phragmites australis (common reed) is the source of this 1093-nucleotide messenger RNA. RefSeq names its product fasciclin-like arabinogalactan protein 11. The record is from RefSeq and is a predicted model, not a curated record. The coding region runs from base 122 to 871 and encodes 249 amino acids. The transcript has a single exon. Lineage: Eukaryota; Viridiplantae; Streptophyta; Magnoliopsida; Poales; Poaceae.